AUGAGGUUUUCCUCACUAGUAGUCGCAAUAACACUGACCAUUUCAUACACUGCCACUUGUUCUGUCGCUAUCGGUGAUACUUUUAGCGUCAAUCUCAUCCAUCGUGAUUCUGUUGAUUCCCCUUUUUACGAUCGUUCCAUGUCGUUUGCACAACGAAUGGGGCAUUCUUUGCAACGGUCUUUUAAAAACGUGAAACAGUUGAGAAGUAAUAUAAACGGGUUGACAUACCAAGCCGAUACAAUCCCCGAUCACGGGGAGUUUCUCUUGAACAUUUCAUACGGCAAUCCGUCGCAACAAGUCCUUGCCAUUGCCGACACCGGUAGCGACUUCUCGUGGAUGCCGUGUAAGCCGUGCCCUAAAUGUUACAGGCACACGUUUCCACUUUUUGACCCAAAGAAUUCUUCAACCUAUCAACCUAUUGAUUGUGAAUCUGAAACGUGCAAGGCUAUGGGGAUGGUCGCAACUAAUUGCACAGCGACGAAAGAAUGCGGGUUUUUAGCGCUUUAUGGUGACGGAUCGGCUAGUACGGGUACUGUUUCAACAGAAACCAUCACGUUUGGUGAUCGGGUCCUCCCGAAUAUAGUUUUCGGUUGUAGUUUUACUUAUGACGGUUCUUUCCGACCAACGUGGGGUGGAAUCGUCGGGCUUGGUGGUGGCGACUACUCUCUAGUGUCGCAAAUACGCACGUUAGUGCCCGGAAAGUUUUCAUAUUGUUUGAUCCCAUACCCUCACACAAAUGAGUUUUCAAAUAAGUCUAGUAAAAUGAUUUUUGGAGACUUUGACUUUGGCCCAAAUGUUGUCACAACUCCACUAGUCCAAAAAAUCCCAAAAACAUAUUAUCAUGUGACAUUUGAAGGGUUUAGUGUUGACGAUAAGCGAAUAUGUAUUAGUGACGACUUGAACUCUACAAAGCCGUUGAUGAAAGGAAACAUGAUCGUUGACUCGGGGACGACUUUAACAAAGCUACCGCCUAAACUAUACGACGAAUUUGAGACCGCCAUUAAGGAGGCUAUUAAUGCGAGACCUAUUAAAGACCCAGAUCAGGUUUUGAAUCUAUGUUAUCGUUCGGCAACAGUGACUAAGAUGCCGAAAGUCACGAUGCAUUUUGACGGGGCGGAUGUCGAGUUAAGUCUUGAUAACGUGCUUGUGACGGUUAGUAAGGGUAUUAUGUGCUUUGGAUUUUUACCUAGUUCGGACCUCGCAGUUAUGGGGAACAUAGCUCAGUUGAAUCACUUGAUAGGUUUUGAUUUAGAAAACAAUGUUUUGUCGUUUAAAUCUACUGACUGUGAAAGAUUGUAA
Helianthus annuus (common sunflower) is the source of this 1299-nucleotide messenger RNA. Its product is annotated as aspartic proteinase CDR1. NCBI's taxonomy places the organism in Eukaryota, Viridiplantae, Streptophyta, Magnoliopsida, Asterales, Asteraceae. Gene Ontology annotation, molecular function: aspartic-type endopeptidase activity. The coding region runs from base 1 to 1299 and encodes 432 amino acids. The transcript has a single exon. Gene Ontology annotation, biological process: proteolysis. The record is from RefSeq and is a predicted model, not a curated record. Gene Ontology annotation, cellular component: extracellular region.